UUGUCGCGACCCCUGGCCUCCUCCAAUUAUUCGGGAACGAAGGCCGCUCCUUUCCGAAAGACUGGAUUUGUAGGUGACUCCGGUGCCACUGUUACAUCAUGUCCUGUCUCUGUCGAGUCUACUGCCGCAGUGACCAGUUGUGAAGGUGUCUGUAAAUCUUCCAUCGUCACAACCACUAGCACUCCUAACUCAUGCCAUCCCGAUGCCGCCACAUCCGUUUCUGUAGAGCGUCAGGCAAAAGUUGCGGAGACGCGUGCUCGCUUAGCUCUGAUAAAAGCUCGUCUUUCGGCGAUUCCCUUGACUUCUACUGCAGUCAGGCUCGAAACUUGCGACAGAUUCGUGCUCCGCCUGACUUGUUCUAAUCUGAAUGGAUAUUUACAGCCUGUGACAGUCUAUCUCUCGAAGACUGGCUUUCUCAUCUAG
This is a messenger RNA of Protopolystoma xenopodis, 423 nucleotides long. NCBI's taxonomy places the organism in Eukaryota, Metazoa, Platyhelminthes, Monogenea, Polystomatidea, Polystomatidae. The record is from the annotation of a GenBank genome assembly.